GUGAUAAUGUGCGAAUUAUGAAUGGAUUGAUUUUAAAUAGUAUGUCAUCUUCAUUGAUAAUUUUUAUUCAUAUCGGAGCGAUGGAAUUGCAUUAAUUAACAAGAAGUUUAUUGAUUGCACAUAAGCAUUUGAAAGCAUGCAUUAGAGAUGUUCGUGGAUUACAGCUAAGCUUUUGAUAAUACAAGAACGCUGGCUGAGAUUUGAAAAAAAGAACAAUGAUUAAUAACUUGGCGACCGCUGCGCGUCUCAAAGUGUCGGUGCAUGCAAAUGUUGGAUCGGGGGUUUAUCUUUCAUCACAAAUAUUUAUUCAAUACAAUUCAUUUCAACUGAUUGCUUCAAAGCUUCUUUGUUUAUCGCCUCGACAGUGUUAACAUACUGAUAUUCUGUUAAGAUCUAUAUAGCUUGCUACUUAACAACUAUGAGGUAUUUGUUAACCUAUACUUCAUAUAUCCCGGAGUAUUUCGCGUACUAAUUAUCAUUUGGGAGUGGGCCGACAAUUUGAAACACACAAGGAUAAUUUACCUAGUUAAAUCAGUUUUCAAAAUCAUAUUCGUAGCGUUAUCGUUGUUGGUAAUUCACUUACCAAUUGACCUAAAAUAUUGAAAAUAACUAAAGAAUGAACUGGAUAUACCUACUGAAAAAAUGCAAACAUAACUGUAACCAAGCAUAAAUUUAAAUAUACACUUUGGAUACAAGUAUUUUUUUUACUGAGAACUGGAAAAAUAUGUGAUAAGAAAAACAAUUAAUUCAUUUAAAAAACAAUUACCAGUUGGUGUUGUCUGGAUGUUAAGGUUGGAAUAGAAAUCAAUGAGAACAUAAGGAUAAUGAUAAUUCUAACGACUUAAGUGUGUUUACUCGUGAAUACAAGACAUAAUGGCUAGUGAGUCGAGCAGCCCGAGGGUGGGGCAGCCCCCACGGGCGCCCAUCUCCCUGGAGGGGGAACGCCGGAAGGCCAUGAAGCUCGUGUACCGAAUGGAGCGCGAAUGUGAGCAAUUUCGGGAGCGUUGGCUGCUUUUAGACAACGACGACAACACCGACGACUGGCUAGAGUUUGUGAACCUCGCAAAGAGCCGCCAUGGCGGCGCCUUCGGACAUUACCGUGACUUUGAAAAAGCGUUGAAUAGGAUUAAACAAGAAGGUGGGUUUCUUGGAAGUAGAGUGAGCGUCAUUUCUCAGCUUCAGAAGGUUUGUGAACGCGCUAAAGCCUUUGAUGAACUGUUUGAAUUAAGUUUUCAUCGAAUUGAGGAUGCGCUGAAUCAUUACAUGGCGAAAUAUUGUCUCAGUUUCUUUGCUGAGCUGGAUGAUAUGGACGUGGAUUGUGUGAGAGAGUAUGAUAAUAGUAUCACUGAAUGGCAACUUGAGAUACGUGCUUGUCUCCAGGAGGCCGAGGGAGCUAUGGAAACAAUACAUGAAUUCCUUGAUCUCGGAUUCACCGAGUAUAUCAGUUCUUACAGUCAAGUUAUCCGUGCGAUGCACGCGUCACUUGAUGCAUUAAUUGCCACGUGUGAUCCGUUCCGCAGCUGGAUCAGCGCUGAUGAAGGUUAUUUAAAAAGAAUCAGGAUCGAACUAGCUUGUCUCGAGGGCCAGAAAAACAGAAAUGCGGAGGUAUUACGCAAACAUAGCUUUAAGGUUCACGAAGAUAAGGCGAAGGGUUUAAGGACGAGCUUUAAUAACAAGAAACUGAACCAAGAAGUGCAGGGGACGGUGUCAAACCGGAAGUUCUGUCGAAAACGCGAGUUUUCCUUCGUGGACAAGAUAGAAAUUGCUGAGAACAUUCUUGAAGAGAGGCGGCUCGAGUUGGAGGAGGCUCAAAGCCGCCUUCACGCGCGGCCGCUGCACUCAUUGGUCCGAGAGCCGUCCGACGGUACAAAGGAGCGGACGGCACGCCUCCAACAGGAAGUAGGGCGGCUGGAGGGCCGCCUGCGGGGCAUGAAGCGUGGGAAGAGGGACCUUAAGGAGACACGCUACAACCUCCAGAAACAGUACCAUAAUCUUAAGGGCACGUAUGAAACGAACCUGAAGAAGGCAGCUCGCGAAAGUGAACGCUCCCGGGAGCAUGUGGAAAACGUGCGAUGGCGCGCGGAUCACGUGCGUACGCUCGACCGGAAGAUACACGCGCUCAAGCGUAUCAUCUACGUGAAGAGCCACCCGGCCACCGUGAAGAAAAUCUUCUUCGAGGGUUAUCUCCCGGGGGAGAAAAUUGACUAUAGAGGUUCUUUGAAGAGGUCGAGGAGCAACCAAGACACGUUACGUGAAGCGAUUGACGUCGCUGCAGCUGGAGUGGGUCGGGACUGGGACAAAAUGUAUCAACAACUGCCCUUUAACCCACCCCGUAACCCCUACAUGCGAAACCAGGACCUCGAACUAUUGGACAUGGAUUUCAAGAGCGUGCACCCACCGAGCGAGCAGAUGGCGCUGCGGUCCCUGGACAAGUGGAAGUCGCUCAGUAAGGUGACGUCCGUCAACGCCCUCGUGCGGACGCUCAAAUCAAUCAAGAAAGUGGACGUGGCAAAACAGAUAGAGAAGAAAGUCCUGACGGUCGUCAACUGAGGAUAUGUCGGUUCUAGUCGCCGGACUGUGACUCAAUAUCCAUGUGUUAUGAGUAUCAUACCAGUUUCGUUUUCGGAUAGGGUGAUGCUUCUCACAAUGAUGUGUUAAUCGGGCUGAGUCACUUACCAUUAAGAUGUGUGAAAUCACGUUUCUUUCACUUUUAAGAGUUUUAGUUGUAUAACAAAGUAUGGUGAUGCUCUGAAUCCAAGACUCAUCUCGUUCGUGGUCGGAUACCCACGGAUGGUGCAUUCCGUUGCUCUGCAUCCAUCACACCAUUCGGAACACAUCGGCCAUUUUCCAUCGAAAACAACCUCGGAUGUAUGCCGGCAUAUCAAUAAAAGCAGUUCGUAAAACUUAAAUACAAAUAUUAAAUAUUCAACGUGUAUUUUGUAUUACUCAGUUUAAAUGAAUUGCCAGUGAAAGGUAUUAUUGAUUAAUAAUUAAGAUUCCCAAGAGUAAAAUCGUUCUCUUUAACUGCUUUAAAUUUAAAUUAGUACGCGAUCUUAAACCGACAAUACACAUCCGAGGAUGUUUCCUGAUGGAAAAUGGUCGAGGUGUUCCGAAUGCCAUCACACUGCAGGGAAACGGGGUUUGUCCGACGACGAUCUUGUAUUGUGUGUCCCUUUAUUGGGAUGAGAAAAAUACAUGAACUAGCAUGAUUCAAACUAAAAAUAGAUAACACAUGCUACAUUCCUAUUAUGUAUGGUUAUUUGGAUAAAUACAAUCAUAUAUUUCGACUAAUCAUUACGGUGAUCCAGAAUUUCAGUUUGGAGUGGAUUUUUUGUUUACAAAUUCACUUUCACAUGACUUCAUACCUUGAGAAUAGUUUUUUGGUAACCACCCACAAGCGGAAUAAGAGGGAUGGGUGCAUCCGCCGCGCGCUCCCCUUAAAUCGUCCAAGUUCAUUUUUUAUUUCAAUAUAGGAGGAAAAAAUAAUAUACGCCCAAAAUACACCAUUUUGGACUAGAAGUUGUUUCCCUCUGCCAACACAUUAAAACAAAUCUAUUGUGUUGAGGGAAGGGCUCAAAUCAAAGGCUUUCGCUCCUAAGUUAUGCCCCCUCUAACAUCCAAGUCUGUUUUCGGCCUUGGUAGCAUUAUUUCACGAAUAACAAAACCAAUCACGAAUAUUCUUCACCGUCGGUACCAAAAUUCAAUGUUGAGUUUCAACAGAAUAUCUUUAUAUUUGAUUGUUUUAUAUUAACCUCAAUUUUACAUUUAAUUUCAUCCGACUUCGUUUAUAUUCAUUUCUUACUUUUCAGAUUAAGUAAUCCUAUGCAAUGUUAUAAAUAAGAAAAUACCUACGCAAAGUUUGAUGAUGUUAUUUAGCAUUAUUUACGAACUCGAACCAAAUGUUCAAACCCACAUCCACAAAUAUGCUAGUUCCCCCCGACAGAUCCAUUAACUAUGAUGUAAAAUCUUGAUGUCUGGCGACCACAUGUAAGUUGGUAUCGUUUGAAAGGUGUUUGCUUGUUGAAUUAAUUUUUUUUUCAAAGUUACAUUAAGUAACAGUUCCCCCAUCAUUAUUAGUAAGUAUGGGGGAGGGGGCGUGGUCAAAGGGUGUGUCAAAACAACGCACCCUGCCCCUGUGCUUUAGAUGGCCAAAUCAAUUUGUCGGAUUUUGACGUAACGUAAAAUUUUGCAAUCUCAAGUGGCCAAAACAACUUUUUUGAUAUACUACUGUAAAGAAAUACAAUUAAUUUUCCUACACACAAGAUCCUUUCAAAUGGUACCGAAACAAUGUGGUUCACAGGGCCUCCAAAUUUCACACAUAUGUUUUUCGUAUACCUCAACCGUCACUUAUGACAUACAGUGUGAUAAUGUGAAGUAAUAAUGGUGACGGUCUUUAUUAAUGUACAUGCGUGUUUAUUAAACAAAUUGUUAAUCAUUUAACGGUUCACAUUGACAAAUAAAUC
Molecule: messenger RNA, 4463 nt
Organism: Mya arenaria
Lineage: Eukaryota; Metazoa; Mollusca; Bivalvia; Myida; Myidae
Exons: 5
Coding region: 874-2550 (558 amino acids)
Biological process (GO): signal transduction
Molecular function (GO): protein binding
Source: RefSeq, a predicted model, not a curated record